Messenger RNA from Rhipicephalus microplus (southern cattle tick), 1086 nucleotides. Its product is annotated as BEN domain-containing protein 5. Lineage: Eukaryota; Metazoa; Arthropoda; Arachnida; Ixodida; Ixodidae. The record is from RefSeq and is a predicted model, not a curated record. Gene Ontology annotation, molecular function: DNA binding. Gene Ontology annotation, biological process: negative regulation of DNA-templated transcription.
UUUAGUGACCUGAUCCAGAAGAUGGGCAAGAAACGGCUGUCAGUUCCUGACACUGUCUUUUACGACAUAGAAAGUGAAGAAGAGACAACUGAAAAGCAUUCAAAAAAGAAAAAAGAAAAAAAUCAGCAACCAAGAACAAAGAGGCGCCGAAGCAGUGCGAGUUCCGAAGAAGAGCUUGUCGAACUGAGUCGGCUCGAAAAAGAGAGAAACAUUACGAGGCAGCUCAAGAAAAAAAACAAAAGACUAGAGGAAAGAAUAGAAGUACUCGAGAAAAGAAAUGACAAGCUGCAAGACAUGCUGCAAAACGAACUCAAAACAUUGGCCAGCCGUUCCUGUUGCGGCCACCAAUGCAGCACAUCUACUAAUCAUGGCGCCUAUGAACAUGAGGCCACCCACAGGAGCAUUCAAGAGAAGGCAAGGCCGUUGCAGUUCAUGCAGCCAUCGCCACCGUCGCCACCACCACCGUCGCCACCACUACCGUCGCCACCACCACUAUGGCCGUGCUCGCCGUUGUCUCCACAAGGGUGGUCAGCAACGCUGCCUUUGCCACCGCCGCAGCACUUAUUGCUACCAGAGCCUCCGUCGCCUUCUUCAGAGCAGCCACGGAUGCAGCCAUGCCCAUUGAUGCCACCGGUACCACACCCUGGAACCACUUCAAGUGGUUCUCAAGAACCUACCAGCCAGGGUUUGGGUGCCAGUGAUGAACUGCCGCUGUUUUUCCAGGUGGACAAUCAAACUCACCUAGGAAACGGCAUAUUCCUGGAGCAGGAAAAAUGGGCAUGGCUGCUUUCGCGUCCGAGAGACAGCUUGUUCUGUAAGGAGGCGACCAAGCUUCUGUGUGGUGUGAGUGCCCUCCACAACAGGAGCAUCACAGGAGCCCCUUGUCGGCGCUAUGUGCGCUCAGAAAACCAGGCAUCACCCAGGAGGGCACUCACGCCUAAGAAAUUGGAGGCAGUCGGAAAUGCCUUCAGCAAGUACAUUGCUGGGAGACCCAGUGAAACGGCACCAAUGGAGAGGUUAAGAAAAAUGAAUAGAUUCAUUGCUGAAAUGUUGAACGACCUAAAUAAAUGAGUCGUCAAAACAUUA